Messenger RNA from Spea bombifrons (plains spadefoot toad), 476 nucleotides. It is a transcript of the gene NPS, whose product is annotated as neuropeptide S. Bases 10 to 294 code for a protein of 94 amino acids. Gene Ontology annotation, biological process: neuropeptide signaling pathway. The transcript is spliced from 3 exons. Lineage: Eukaryota; Metazoa; Chordata; Amphibia; Anura; Pelobatidae. The record is from RefSeq and is a predicted model, not a curated record. Gene Ontology annotation, cellular component: extracellular region.
UUAUUUGAAAUGAUGGACGGACUUCAGCUAACGAGUUUGUCAAAACUACAUUUUGUAUUGAUCUUUUGUAUUUCAACUACGUAUCUUUGUUGCUACCCUGUACUAUCACUGGCGUCUUCUGAAAAAGCAGACUACUGCCUCGUCUUGCUAAACAGCUGCUUAGUGGAAGCUGAGCGCAGUGAAGAGCUUGCAUUUCUCAAGCCUUUCCUGGAGAAAUCUUUCAUGAAAAGGUCCUUCCGAAAUGGCGUUGGCUCUGGAAUUAAAAAAAAAUCCUUCAGAAGAGCAAAAUCAUAAAGUGUUCACAUAAAAGUCUUGGAAAAUAAGGUUUUCUUAUGAAUAUACUUGAAAAAAAUAUAGUUUUUAUUGUAUGAUAAUUAAACAAUUAAUUUUUAUUUGUGUAAUGAAAACAGACAUCCUAUACAAAAUACAGAUACAGUGAAUUAUUAAUGGUUGAUAGUUAACAUUACUUUGAAAGU